This is a messenger RNA of Equus caballus (horse), 2231 nucleotides long. Lineage: Eukaryota; Metazoa; Chordata; Mammalia; Perissodactyla; Equidae. The record is from RefSeq and is a predicted model, not a curated record.
CCGCCCCCCGGUCCUGGCCCGCCGCGGCUCCUCCCCGCUCUGGCGCAGCUAUGGCGGAGGCCAUACAACGCACGGACGAGCUGGUCCGCGAGUACUUGCUCUUCCGCGGCUUCACGCACACCCUGCGACAGUUGGACGCCGAGAUCAAGGCGGACAAGGAGAAGGGGUUCCGGGUGGACAAGAUUGUGGACCAGCUGCAGCAGUUAAUGCAGGUGUAUGACUUGGCUGCUCUUCGGGAUUAUUGGAGCUACCUGGAGCGUCAGCUCUUCAGCCAUUUGGAGGAUGUAUAUAGACCCACCGUCAACAAGCUGAAAACCAGCCUGGUCUGCUUUUAUCUUGUCUACACAAUCCAGACAAACAGAAAUGACAAGGCUCAGGAGUCCUUUGCAAAGCAGGCCACAGAACUCCAGAACCAGGCCGAGUGGAAGGAUUGGUUUGUCCUGCCCUUCCUGCCAUCCCCAGACACCAACCCCACCUUUGCCACCAACUUCUCUCGACAGUGGGCUGACACUUUCAUUGUGUCCCUGCACAACUUCCUGAGUGUCCUGUUUCAGUGCAUGCAUAUCCUUUCAGCUGCCUGGGGCUCUGGGCCCAGUCUGAGGCAUCUAGACAGUGUGAUCAGUGGCUGCUGCUCUGGAGUGAGGGGACAAUUCUGUUCUGUCCUUCACCUUCUCCAUCCUUCUUUCUCUCACCAGGUGGACAAGAUUGUGGACCAGCUGCAGCAGUUAAUGCAGGUGUAUGACUUGGCUGCUCUUCGGGAUUAUUGGAGCUACCUGGAGCGUCAGCUCUUCAGCUGUUUGGAGGAUAUAUAUAGACCCACCAUCAACAAGCUGAAAACCAGCCUGGUCUGCUUUUAUCUUGUCUACACAAUCCAGACAAACAGAAAUGACAAGGCUCAGGAGUCCUUUGCAAAGCAGGCCACAGAACUCCAGAACCAGGCCGAGUGGAAGGAUUGGUUUGUCCUGCCCUUCCUGCCAUCCCCAGACACCAACCCCACCUUUGCCACCAACUUCUCUCGACAGUGGGCUGACACUUUCAUUGUGUCCCUGCACAACUUCCUGAGUGUCCUGUUUCAGUGCAUGCCAGUCCCCGUGAUCCUGAACUUCGACGCGGAAUGCCAGAGGACCAGCCGGGUUCAAGAAGAAAAUGAAGUUCUGCGCCAGAAGACCGCUAAGGGGAAGGAGCCGGCGUGUGGGCCCAAGGACAGGAAGAGCCUCUUCAGCGGGCUGGCCACAGGGGAGUCCAGCUGGUCGCAGCACCGGCAGCGGCGCCUGCAGGAUCACGGCAAGGAGAGGAAGGAGCUGCUCUCUCUGACUCUGCAGUGUGCAGAGAAGAAGCCUGAAGCCAGUGGCCCAGAGGGAGAGCCCUGCCCAGAGCUCCACGUGGAGGCGGCGGAGACGCUGACACGGGCCUCCACAGCAGGCCCUGACGGCGGAGGGGUCCACCCCGAGCAGCCAUUCACUGUGCUGGGCCAGGAGGAGUACGGAGAGCACCACUCCUCCAUCAUGCACUGCAGAGUGGACUGCUCGGGGAGGAGGGUCGCCAGCUUAGACGUAGACGGGGUCAUCAAGGUGUGGUCCUUCAAUCCCAUCAUGCAGACCAAAGCGUCCUCCAUCUCCAAGUCACCGCUGCUCUCUCUAGAGUGGGCCACCAAGCGGGACAGGCUGCUCUUGCUGGGCAGUGGCAUGGGGACAGUGCGCCUUUAAGAGACGGAAGCCAAGAAGAAUCUCUGUGAAAUCACUAUCCACGAUGAUAUGCCCAGAAUCCUGUCUCUCGCGUGCAGCCCCAGUGGGGCCUCUUUCGUCUGUUCGGCUGCGGCUCCGAGCCUCACUUCUCAGGGGGACUUCUUGGCCCCGGACAUCGGCAGCAAGGGCACUAACCAGGUUCCUGGCAAGCUGUUGCUGUGGGACACGAAAACCAUGAAGCAGCAGCUCCAGUUCUCCCUGGAUCCAGAGCCCAUUGCUAUCAACUGCACAGCCUUCAAUCACAAUGGGAACUUGCUGGUCACAGGGGCGGCUGACGGCGUCAUCCGGCUGUUUGAUAUGCAGCAGCACGAGUGCGCGAUGAGCUGGAGGGCCCACUGCGGGGAGGUCUACUCGGUGGAGUUCAGCUACGACGAGAACACCGUGUACAGCAUUGGCAAGGACGGGAAGGUGGGUGAGCAGGGUCUGGAUCAGGAACUUCCCUCCCUCUGGCUCAGGCAUCUGAGAUUCCAGAGCGCACCAGAAUAG